Neltuma alba is the source of this 847-nucleotide messenger RNA. RefSeq lists its product as uncharacterized. Lineage: Eukaryota; Viridiplantae; Streptophyta; Magnoliopsida; Fabales; Fabaceae. The transcript has a single exon. The record is from RefSeq and is a predicted model, not a curated record. Bases 24 to 686 code for a protein of 220 amino acids.
CCGAAUCAUCAAGAUCCGGCUCCAUGACCAGCGAGCUUAGGAGCAGCAGCAGUAGCAGUAGAAGCAGCAGUGUUAGAAGCCAGAACUCAUCAAGUAGCAUUAGUUCAGCAAACAGCAUUACAAAUCCAGAAAUCUCCAAUAAACCCAGAAUGCGAAACCAGUUCCAAACGCAUCCAAGUCCAAAGCCUCAACUUAAAGUAUCAAAUUCAAGGCAAGUAAGUUUUGGUCAUCUGAAUAGAAAAUCAUCAGCGUGGGACUUUGUCCGUUUGGGUGUGGUUCCUGCACCGGAAAUAGGAUUGCAAGAUCUUAAAGUUCGUCGUUGUACCAAUAACAACAAAAACAAAACUUCUGCGAGUAGCAAUGGCAGUAAUGAUACUAGCAGCGAAAGGAGCAAUAAUCAUGGUUUCAGACGGAUGGUGGGGAAAGCCGGUGGUGGGUUCUUGAAGGGCUGUAAGUGUUCGGUUGAAACGGUGCCGUUCGACAUCAUGAUUGCUAAAAGCACCACCAAGAAGACAGAAAGUACAACGCACGCCAUGAAAGAAAAAGCAAAGCAGAAGCAGAGGAGGAAGGCAGUGUCACGUCAUCGAACGUUUGAAUGGUUAAAAGAGCUUUCGCAUGCAAGCCAUGGCUAUGACGACGAAGAGGAAGCUUUGUUAUCAAGCUCAACACAUAGUAGUGUAUUAUAAUAUUGUAAUAACUUUAACUUAGUCUAUGGGCUGCCUUUUGCGGCAUUUAAUUUGCUUCCUUAGCUUUAAUUUGAAUUAUUCUAUAAUAUUGUAGGGGCCGGCUCAUUGAUCAAGGCAUGUCUCUCUCACAUUCUCGUGAGGAUGAAGAUGUUGUACUGUGA